UAAUGUAUUAGCAUCAGAGUUGAGCUUUGAGGUUGCUGGAUUCUGAGAGUUUUUCUACAAAUGUAAUAUUUUUCUUUCGGGGACUCGUAUUUGGGGGAAGAUAUUUUCCUUUGAUAUUAGUGGUUGAGAUCGAAAGUUGAUUGCUAGAUUCCAAGGCCAGUCGUUGCUUCUCUCCCUCGCUAGAUUGUCAGAUAUUUUCUUCUUUCUCCUCUUCCUUGAUCGGAAAUCAUUUUCCCAGUGAUUCCGUAGCUUUGUCCUGUUCUGGUGUCCUGUUUUUUUUCUCGGUUUUUCGAAAGAUUAGGAAUUUUCUCUGAUUCUGCUUUGUGGGUCUCCGAUGGUUGAGGUGGUGGUUGUGAGUAGCGACGACGGCAUGGAGGCGGAGGAGGGGAGGAAGACGAUCGACGGCGGAGGACAGUCGUCGGGAGUUGUCCUGUGGGAAAAAUACAUGCCGAAAAUAGUGCUUAGGGUUUUGCUCGUCGAAGCCGAUGACUCCACUCGCCAUGUCAUCUCCGAUCUUCUCCGCAAAUGCAAUUACAGAGUUUCUGCUGUUCCGGAUGGUUUAACGGCGUGGGAGACUCUGAAAGGGCGGCCACAGAGCAUAGACCUUGUCCUAACCGAGCUGGAUUUGCCGUUGAUAUCUGGUUUUGCGCUUCUUACGCUGGUCAUGGAGCAUGAAACUUGCAAGAACAUUCCAGUCAUAAUGAUGUCCUCGCAAGAUUCGUUUGGUAUGGUCUUGAAGUGCCUGUUGAAGGGAGCGGCUGAUUAUCUUAUCAAACCUGUCAGGAAGAAUGAGCUGAGGAAUCUAUGGCAGCAUGUCUGGAGAAGGCAUGCAUUGUCCGCUCCGCCUGUUCAUCAUGGCUUACCGGCUUCAGAGCCUAAGCUCGAAGCUACAGCUGAAAACAGCACAGAAUCCAGAGAUUACUUGACUUCUACUACCUGCAAAAAUACGAACAGAAAAGGAUUUGAUGUUCAGAGCUCUUGCUCAUCUCAUGGCAUCUCGAGGGCAAAGCAAGCUGAUGGUGGCAUUCCAACCAUGCUUAGGGAGAAUGCCAAAUCAGUGAAAGAAUUAGCUACUCCUUUGAAUCAAAUAGAAGUUUCAGAAAAGCUUGCUAAGGCUGGAACUGGAGGAGGAAACAUGCUGUUGGGUGGAAGAGAUGGAACAGCAGAUCUUGGCAGACAUGUAGUUAACUCUGUCUGGAGGGAGAAAAUGUCUGAAUCGUCUGGUAUGACGAUGGAUUUGAUAGGUGCAUUUGACGAGCAGCCCAAUUGCCUUAAUGGAGUCGAUUGUUAUACCGAGAAUGUCUGUCCGGAACUCGAACUUUCUCUGAAAAGAUUCAGCCCCAGAACCUCCAAGGACCAAUAUGAAAGUGAAAGACAAAUGCUUUGCCAAUCCAACAACUCUGCCUUCUCACGAUAUGACAAUGGAAAGCCAGUCGUUGUUGCUGCUGCUACAAGUAGUUCAUCUGAGCCCAAAACGUCGACUGAAUCGCAUGAACAGUUCAAAAUGGUGAGCUCUGAUAUACAAAGCGUCACAACAAGCAGCAACAACCAAGAGAAUAUGGGAUCGUGCAUAAGUGGGCAAUACGGACAGUCUGACUUCAGCUACCUAAACCAAGUUCUUCAGGCGAACCCACAAAAAGAUUCCCCCUUUUCUCGAGAAACAUUGGUCGGAUCCGAGGAAACAAUGAAAGCUGGCCAGGAACUGGAGCUUGGCUGUCAAAGUUGCAGUACAGAGAAGUCGAAGGAAGAACAAAGUGCUGCAGAGGAUGAUGGGCUAAGAGGGACAAUGGAACAGCAAAGAUGGAGACAAAGAGAAGCAGCUCUCUCGAAGUUCCGGAUGAAGAGGAAAGAUCGAUGCUUUGAGAAAAGGGUUCGAUAUCAGAGCAGGAAGAAAUUAGCAGAGCAGCGUCCACGUGUAAGAGGGCAAUUCGUUCGUGCCUUAAAUUAUGAGAUUCCACCUCCUCAUGUCUCCGAUGGACCCUGAACUUCCAAUCUGGUCUGGCGUGGGCCGUUGGCGUGGCUACAGCUACAUCCACACAUAUAUAUGUAUGUAUGUAUGUAUGUUAUACUAUAUAGUUAUGAAGCAAGCAGUGGUUUUUGGCAUC
Tarenaya hassleriana is the source of this 2105-nucleotide messenger RNA. RefSeq names its product two-component response regulator-like APRR9. The transcript is spliced from 8 exons. Gene Ontology annotation, molecular function: protein binding. The record is from RefSeq and is a predicted model, not a curated record. Bases 335 to 1984 code for a protein of 549 amino acids. Lineage: Eukaryota; Viridiplantae; Streptophyta; Magnoliopsida; Brassicales; Cleomaceae. Gene Ontology annotation, biological process: phosphorelay signal transduction system; cytokinin-activated signaling pathway.